CUUUCCACUUGGAGUGUCCCUGCCACUUCCACAGUGCAGUCGCCUGACACGAACGCCACCGCCGCCGCCGCUGCUACCUGCUGCAGAGAGGCAAAAUGGGCUUUUUGAAGUUCUCCCUCCUCCUGGCUCUUGGCAUCUUCGUCCUGUACCAGGCGGGCAAGCUCCAGGCAGCGCCCUCCAAGUCCUCUGUGGAGAACAGCGCCCCACCUGCUUCACUCAAUGAGGAGGAAGGGGACCUCCUUCUGGCUAUUCUGGUGAGGGAGUUCAUGAAGAAGAUGGCCAGCGAGAAGGAGCGCCUGGCAGAAGGCUCCAGCGUUACUGCCCAGAAGAGAGCCUGCAACACUGGCACCUGCCUGACCCAGAAGCUGGCAGGCUUGCUGAGCAGAUCUGGAAGUGUGGCACACACCAAAAUUCUGCCCCCUGACAUGGUUGCCAACAACUCCGGCCGGAAAGGCAGGGACCUUGAUGCUUAAGCAUCUGAAAGACCCCAGGAAGAAGGUCACCCUGAAGCUGAACUCUACUUCUUCAAAUUCAUCAUAAAAUCAGCUCAGAGGAAUGCAUGGAAGACACACCCUUCUGCAUGUUACUUGACCUUAAAAAC
Messenger RNA from Pteronotus mesoamericanus, 601 nucleotides. RefSeq names its product calcitonin gene-related peptide 2-like. The transcript has 5 exons. Gene Ontology annotation, cellular component: extracellular region. NCBI's taxonomy places the organism in Eukaryota, Metazoa, Chordata, Mammalia, Chiroptera, Mormoopidae. The record is from RefSeq and is a predicted model, not a curated record. Bases 96 to 473 code for a protein of 125 amino acids. Gene Ontology annotation, biological process: regulation of cytosolic calcium ion concentration; adenylate cyclase-activating G protein-coupled receptor signaling pathway. Gene Ontology annotation, molecular function: calcitonin receptor binding; hormone activity.